CGAUCACUGCUCUUGAAGCGCUGCUGUGCCGGCAAGUCCAACAAAGAGGAGCAACUGCGGCGCUUGCUGAGGGAGCUCUCACAAGCCGAGUGCCCCUACCUGGCCAAGUUUUACGGUGCCUGUUGGGACGCUGAGCCAGUGUACCUGGUGAUGGAGUACAUGUCUGGUGGCGACCUGGAAAGAUACUUGAGGAGCAAACGGCAGGAGCUGCAUCGACCUUGGGCACCACCGAGGUCAUUGCUGCUUAGCUGGGCAACAAGUGCUGCUGGUGCAGUAGCCUUCCUUGCCGGGCUCUCUCCUCCGAUUGCGCACGGGAAUUUGAGACCGUCAAACCUUCUGCUGUGUACAAGCCUGGCUUUGCGCCUGAGCCCAUCGGGAGCCCUUGCACCGAUUGAGCACAGGCACCAGGCAGAGGUUGGUGCUCCCAGUUUGGAGAGCUGCCUGUAUUCUGCGCCUGAGGUCUUGGCAGGCGAGCCCUGCGAUGAGGUUGGCAAGUGCAUUGCGGCCGAUGUCUUUGCGCUCGGCCUCGUACUUUGGCUCAUGUGCACAGGAAUUCGUCCGUUUCAACACUUGGACAACGAUGGCACGCACAAGCCGUCUGACCACGUCAUGGAGGCUUUCACUGGGCAGAGAAUUACGGCGGCUUGCUUCGUAGCCCUGAAUAUCACUUGUGGCAGGGAGGAGCAACAAGCACAGAAAGACCCCACAAGAAAGAACAAGCAAAGGCGCAACGGGAACCCGCACGCUCAGGCAUGGCACGAGAAGCCAGAGGAACGACCCAAGCCUUCGGAGGUCCUGCGAAUGUUGCAGGAGAUCCAGGCUAGAAGGGGCCAUGCCGUCCCAGAGUCAGUGCUGCAGUGCAAUGUGAGGCUCCUUAUGGGGUUCGUGUUCAUGAUCUUCUUUGGACAUGUGGUUGUGGUUCUCGACAGCACAGGAUUGAUUGGUCUUCAGGUGGCCCUGCUCGCGCCGAAUUUGAUUUCCGUUGCAGCAGCAUCUUCACUCGCCUGCUGUUGGUCACUGCUUCCAGCGCCGACGCCGCACUCCCCGAUACCGCGAACUUUGAGUCCGAGUCCAAGCGUACUCAGCUUCCCGCUUCUGGAUGAGGAGGACGUGGAAACUCCGGUCGAGGAGGAAGCCAUCCCAAAGCCAGCAGGACUGACAAGUGGUCCUUGCACCAUGUCCGCAUCUUACAAUUGCUGCGGCAAUUGUGCGCACGAAAAACUGCAGUCAGAAAAGGCAAUUUGGUUGCUGGGCUUCUGGCGUGGUCUCCUACUGGGGGUGCUUCAUGCCUUUCAGUCCGUCACCAACGACUGGCUUGUUUCCUUGGGCCACACUCACACUGAGGCUGGUUCUGUGGUUGCAGCAAAUCAGAUGAUCGCCUUGUUUCUGAUGCCCUUUGUAGCGAUGGCCGGAUAUUGCAUUGGAAUGCGCUACAUGCUUGUGGUCAUCUCUUUGCUUCCCUUUGUGGGAGCGUUGGCGCUGUUCGCGGCUUGUCCUGUACUGCUGGAAGCAGGCCUUCUUGCCAUUGCGGUCGCAGCGACUGUUAUGCCCGUUCUCCCACUUGUACUGGUACCUGCCAACAGCCGCUCUUGCGGGAGGUCCUUUGGCCUGCUCGAUUCACUCUAUGGGCUGGGCCAGGCCACCUUUACCGUUACAAUCGGUGCCUGCCGCAAGGAAGGGGGCUUUGACUUGGCCCUGCCCUUCGUGUGUGCGGCGUUUGCCGCUGCUGCCUUGCUCUCUGUUUGGGUGGCGCAGGUCGUACGUGUUUGA
Symbiodinium pilosum is the source of this 1770-nucleotide messenger RNA. Lineage: Eukaryota; Dinophyceae; Suessiales; Symbiodiniaceae. The record is from the annotation of a GenBank genome assembly.